Molecule: messenger RNA, 1166 nt
Organism: Tarenaya hassleriana
Lineage: Eukaryota; Viridiplantae; Streptophyta; Magnoliopsida; Brassicales; Cleomaceae
Product: chlorophyll a-b binding protein of LHCII type 1
Exons: 6
Coding region: 76-1047 (323 amino acids)
Biological process (GO): response to light stimulus; photosynthesis, light harvesting in photosystem I
Cellular component (GO): membrane
Source: RefSeq, a predicted model, not a curated record
UUAGAAAAUCCGAAGCCGCUUUUUCUUCUUCUUUCUUCUUCUUCAUGAAUCUUCCAACGGUUAAUUGAUUCAUUCAUGGCUCUGAAGCCUUCGCUUUCCUCGAGUUCUUCUUCCUUCGUUGGCCUCGCAUGGAGAUUCACCGCUGCGCCUGGUCUCAGGAUAGCGUCUUCAAGGUCCCUUUCGAUUUGCAGAGCUUCAUGGCAAGAGCUCGCCGGCGUUCUGGUCUUCUCGGCGAUUCCGUUCACGGCGGUCAAAGCCAUCGCGAAUAGCUCGUUGGGUGAAUCUUUGAGACGGAGAUUGGAGGAGAAGAAGAAAGAGGCAGUGGAGAAUUCCUCCAGAUUCAAGGCUCUCGCUCAGAAGGCUAGAAACGAUAGCAUGUGGUAUGGAGAAGAACGCCCUCGAUGGCUUGGUCCAAUCCCAUAUGAUUAUCCUCCUCACCUUACCGGAGAACUACCCGGGGAUUAUGGUUUUGAUAUUGCAGGACUUGGAAAGGAUCGUGCGAAUUUUGACAAGUACUUUAACUUUGAAAUUCUCCAUGCCCGUUGGGCCAUGCUUGCAGCACUUGGUGCUCUCAUUCCAGAAGUAUUCGAUCUAGCUGGUGCUUUUCAUUUCGCUGAACCUGUAUGGUGGCGAGUUGGCUAUUCUAAGCUUCAGGGAGAGACACUGGACUACCUCGGGAUCCCGGGCCUCCAUCUAGCUGGAAGCCAAGGCGUCAUCGUUAUCGCCAUUUGCCAAGCACUCUUGAUGGUAGGACCCGAAUACGCAAGAUACUGCGGGAUCGAGGCCUUAGAGCCGUUGGGAAUAUACUUGCCCGGAGACAUAAACUAUCCAGGAGGAGGGCUUUUCGACCCCCUAAACCUCUCGAGGGACCCAAGAGCUUUUGAAGAUCUAAAGAUUAAAGAGAUUAAGAACGGGCGCUUAGCCAUGGUAGCAUGGCUCGGGUUUUACGCUCAAGCGGCUGUGACGGGUAAAGGUCCUGUUCAAAACCUUCUUGAACACAUAUCUGAUCCGUUGCAUAACAAUAUCCUUGCCAUUCUCCAUUUGUGAAUAAUCUGUUCAUAUUUUUCAUAAACGUUAGAAGAUCAAACUGUGUAUUAUGUAUGAUUCAAAUGAAACCUUCUUUGAUCUCACCCAGACUAUACUCAUUAUCCUUGAGAUCCAACCUA